Molecule: messenger RNA, 803 nt
Organism: Homo sapiens (human)
Lineage: Eukaryota; Metazoa; Chordata; Mammalia; Primates; Hominidae
Gene: SPINK14
Product: serine peptidase inhibitor Kazal type 14 (putative)
Exons: 4
Coding region: 289-582 (97 amino acids)
Cellular component (GO): extracellular region
Source: RefSeq, a predicted model, not a curated record
GUAACCUAUGAUUUACUUCUGAGUAUUCAAAGAUCUGUUACUGAGCUCUAUACUUUUAAUCAAGAUAGUUAUUCAAGGUUUAACUUUUUAAACAUUUGUUUCUGAAGAAGAAUGGAAUAGGCUUUCCAAAUACAUAGUACUGAGGAUACAAUGGGUGGAGUAGAGAUGGCUCUUCAUUGUAAAAGUCAUCUUAAAUCCUGAUUGUCUCUACUUUAGUGAUUGUAUUAGAGGGCAACAACCUGAGACAAUAUUUCAGAGCAUCAUUCCAAGGACACACCAGGAGGAAAAAUGGCCAAAUCUUUCCCAGUAUUCUCACUUUUGUCCUUUAUCUUGAUACAUUUGGUGUUAUCUUCUGUUUCAGGCCCUAGACACUGGUGGCCACCACGUGGAAUUAUUAAGGUGAAAUGUCCAUAUGAGAAAGUAAACUUGAGCUGGUACAAUGGAACGGUCAACCCCUGCCCUGGCUUAUAUCAACCCAUCUGCGGCACCAAUUUUAUAACCUAUGAUAAUCCCUGCAUUCUGUGUGUUGAGAGCUUGAAAUCUCAUGGAAGAAUCAGGUUUUACCAUGAUGGAAAAUGUUAGCUGAGUGGACUUGAAUGUGGAAGAUAUCUUCUUUUUUUUUUCCUCCAUGUCUCCAAUCUCCCUCUUGCGCUUUUUACAUCUCCUUGCAUUUGUUCUUCAUGACAAAGAGCUAUCACUACUGAGCUUGUAGCAGAUUGUUCAAAGUUCCUUCCAUGGACCUCUCCCCUCACUGACUGAUUGCCUUCCAUAGUCUCCCUAAUAAAUACACUUUUAUGAAAGUC